This is a messenger RNA of Anguilla rostrata (American eel), 1249 nucleotides long. RefSeq names its product S100 calcium binding protein, beta (neural) (gene s100b). Gene Ontology annotation, biological process: positive regulation of canonical NF-kappaB signal transduction; positive regulation of cell population proliferation. Gene Ontology annotation, cellular component: cytoplasm; nucleus. NCBI's taxonomy places the organism in Eukaryota, Metazoa, Chordata, Actinopteri, Anguilliformes, Anguillidae. Gene Ontology annotation, molecular function: calcium-dependent protein binding; RAGE receptor binding; S100 protein binding. The record is from RefSeq and is a predicted model, not a curated record. The coding region runs from base 118 to 405 and encodes 95 amino acids. The transcript has 3 exons.
AGCCAGUGUAUAAAAGCCACCUCUUUUUCUCGUUGACAUUACACUCUUUGUCCCACAAAAUAACUUCCUCCACUCUCCUCAACUGCAGCGCCACUGUGACAGAAAAUCGAAAUAAAAAUGUCAGAUUUGGAAAAUUCUAUUGCCACCAUCAUUGAAGUUUUCCACAAGUACUCGGAGAAAGAAGGAGACAAGCAUAAACUGAAGAAGAGCGAACUAAGAGACCUGAUCAACAACGAGCUAUCAAACUUUUUGGGGCACAUUAAAGACCAGGCCACGAUAGACAGUUUGAUGGAGAGCCUGGAUGCCGACGGAGACUCGGAAUGCGACUUCCAGGAGUUCAUGACUUUCAUCACCAUGGUUACCAUCUGUUGCCACGAGUUCUUUGAACACCAUGAAGACGAGUAGGUUUGAAGGGGGGUAAAUGGCCUAGUUUAACAAGAUGAAAGUAAUGUAAACCUUUUUUAACACACAUUUGUUUUGCAUUUAUUUGUAGUAAUUUAAAUGUGCCUUAUCUCAUGUUGCAUUGGAGUCUUUAUUUUAUUAUCUCACCUUCAAUAUUGUUCAGUGGAAACUGGAGUCCCUUCCCACCAUCCCUUGUAUGCAGUGGAUACUAAUGCUUCCAUGGUGUCAUUCAGUAGUGACACUCAAAUGUACAAUAAAAAAGAGUGACAACAAAUGCCUUUGGUCUGCACAUCUGCCUGUGUGGCAUCUACAGUUCCAGUUAACAAUAAGAGGCAACAAAAAUGAAUACAUUUUAUACAGUAAAGAUAUAGAUAUAGUUACAACACAAGGGGGUGGGGUUUUCAUAGGAAACAUAAGCAAUUUUACAUUUCAAAUAAACAAAUAUAUUUCAUGAACAUAAUUAGACAUGUUUGUCACAAACGGGAAACUAAAGGAAACACAAAGCAACAAUCAUCAGCUGUGGCUUAUCCAUCAAUUAGUUUGUGUUUAUAAUUGUAUAAAGCCAUUUACAAGCAGGUUACCACACGGACCUUCACUAUGGACAAUGCAAAAUCAUAAUUUAUAAACAUAAAUUGAAUUCUACAGUGGAGCCUCUACACAAUAUCGACAAUACACAUCUCAAACCACAGCAAGAAGACUGCGCAUUCAUAACAUUUUUAGACAUGAAUUUUGCUAACCUGUCUGCAUGUAGAGAUGCAAUGCCUAGAAAAAGAUAUAUCUCUGUUGUAUUUAAUCUCAUAUCAAGCUUGUAAGCAAAAUUGGGUGACAUUAAAAGUAAGGAAUUCUA